Messenger RNA from Carica papaya (papaya), 1940 nucleotides. The record is from RefSeq and is a predicted model, not a curated record. NCBI's taxonomy places the organism in Eukaryota, Viridiplantae, Streptophyta, Magnoliopsida, Brassicales, Caricaceae.
AUUUGUCAGCAGAUUAUAUUGGCACGAAAAUGAGUUAAGAGCUACUCAAAUGAGCCUGUCUGCUGGCUUAUCAUUGCUACUAAACCCUGUCAUGUUUUCUGCUCCAAAAGUAUUUCAAGCUCACUUCAUUUUAUUGGUUUCCGAUGCCAUUCAUAUCAGCAUGUCUUCUGAGAAUAAAGGUGUAGAUCCUGUGCUAAUAGAUUUUUACCUCACAGCAUUUGAAAUGUCUGUCAUCUUGUACACAAGAUACAUGUGCAAUUUGCAAAAUGGCUAUCCUAUAAGUGGGAAUAAUGCUUCUGUUAAAUCACGUAUUCCUGAGAAUAAUCCUCAGCUGGAUUUUGAAUCUCAUCUUCUGCCAGCUACAUGGAAAAAAAUUUGUCAUUUGAUUACCAAAUGUGAGGAAUCAUGGCGAUCAUAUUUGUGCAGUAGAUCCCUUGGUGAGAAAUCCAACUUGCUGACCAACUCUAUUGCAUACGUAAAGGAAAGCUUACGUGCAUUUGAUAUGUCCUGCACAGAUGAGAUGUUAUCAAUUUUAAGUUGCAUUAUACUUAGAGGUUCUUCUGAUGAUAUUGGUGAAAAUGUACUAUAUACAGAUGGGAAAACGAGUGUUCAAGAUAUAUAUCUUCUUGCUUCUAUACUGAAGUUGAUGAGUUGUUCAAUCUUGCAAGUCAUACACAGUCUUAGGCAUGGCAAUAAUUCCAGUUCUUCAGAAGCUCUUAAAGAGGCGUCACUGUAUAAGGAAUUUGAUGUUGUGAUGGAUGUUAUUGGCUGUUUUGAAAAAUUCAACAUCACUUUACCUGUUCAAAAGUUCUUAUUGGACAUCAUGGAAGCACAUCCGUCGAGUCAUAUGAAGUCCAAGUGGAUGCUUUUGCACUUUUCAGGCUUGUUAUCACUAAGUUACGUUAGUGGGAUUGACUUCUUAGUGAAUGACUGUAUAUUUGCAAUGAUCUCAGUGUUGAAUAUCUUUAGUUUUGAGGAGGGCAGUUUACAUGUCUUGGGGCCUUUAAUUGGUUCCAAAUCAAAAUCUUCUGUUGGAUCAUCUGGGAAUAUGAGGGUAUCCAAAUCUUCUGGUAAAGUUAGAGAGACUUUCCUGAUGGAUAAAAAAUCUAGCAAAAUAGUUGCAUCAAAGUUUGUAAAGAUUCGGACUUUGUACUUGGGCGGUUCUCAAGGGAGGAGCAUUCAGCAAGCUGAGCCAGCGGGAACUUCGGAAAAUGCUUCUUUUAUAAAUUGCAUAGAUUCAGCUGUUGGCAUGCAUGAGGAAACCUGCAACGGCGAGAACUUUCUGAAGUGCAUAAUAGGUAGAAGCUCACUAAAAUCAUCUGAAAUUGAUGAUUUGGCAGAUUUUAUUGAGUGCAAGCGAGGAAAAGAUUAUUCUGGCUGGUUGAAAGGGAGACAAAAGUUUCGACAGUGGUGGAAAAAGGAGAAAAUGGCUGCCUAUCAGUGGAAUAAAAAACGAAAAGCCUGGAGGUGCAUGAUCGGGAAGAAAGCAUAGGUAUAAAAUGCAGGUCAUAUUUGAACAGAAGCAAUAGAGUUCAUGAAUGAAAGAACGAGGAAAACAAGUUCUCCAUCUAAUAUUUUUUUGGAGAAGAUGAAGAUAUGGGUACUAAAUACAUCUCUCAAGGGACCGGUUCUGGCAGGAAACCAUACAGAACGUACAUGAAAUGAAAGCAGGGCAGAGUACUCUCAAGUAACUGGCUCUGUGUUUCAUAUAGCUAAUAAUGCGGAUAAUCUAAAUGGAAGAGCAUGGCUCUGUUGUUUCAUAUAGCUAAGUUAGCCAACUGGCAAUCAAGAUCUCUAUUUUUCGAUUGACGACGUGCAGAAUUUUUCUUCUGCUGCUGCUGCUGCUGCUGGUAUAGAAAUUGAAGCCUUCCUAUUUCUCUUUCUAACAUAUUCUGUUCCACUGAUAUAGUAUAUGAUAUAAAUGAGAUAAAAAUCGAAAA